Molecule: messenger RNA, 6789 nt
Organism: Rhipicephalus sanguineus (brown dog tick)
Lineage: Eukaryota; Metazoa; Arthropoda; Arachnida; Ixodida; Ixodidae
Product: semaphorin-1A
Exons: 21
Coding region: 387-2798 (803 amino acids)
Biological process (GO): axon guidance; semaphorin-plexin signaling pathway; positive regulation of cell migration
Molecular function (GO): chemorepellent activity; semaphorin receptor binding
Source: RefSeq, a predicted model, not a curated record
GCGGCGGCCGUGGCGAACGGCGCUUUGGCCGUUGUAUACGUUCGUUGUGCCGCGGGCAGCGAGCAUCGACGAAGCUGUGGCGAUGGCGUUGACUUUUGGAUAAACAGAUUUGUUUUGAGGGUUAUCAGUACCUUCUCUGAAGGACGCGACAAGAUCGUGCUGUGUGUGUGCCCGUGAGGAUCGGGUGCGCGAACGCCGUGCCUCUUGGAUUUACACGUCGCAGAGCAUUUUCCGAGUGUAUCGUGCGUGCGCUGCUGCCUCCAACACCAACCCUCAGGAGCAAGCCCCCCUCGAGUUCGCUUCGAGGACCAAUGGGCGCUGUAGCGCAACAGGACAUCGUCUUCGUGCACCGGGCCGUGCGCCUGUAGGCGCGCCCGCCGUGUGUCAUGGGGCGGCAGCCGGCCCCUGGCGGCACCUCUUGUUCGCCGCCUCCACCGCCGCGGUGGUCCACGUCGUGGCUUUCCAAGUUGCGGCUGGUCGGAGCCCUAGCCGCGGCGCUCGUGCUCACCCUGGCCGAACCUGCGCACGCCGCCUGGCAGGAUGCCCUCAUCGCCAAAAAGACCGUCGCCCAACUGCCUCCAGAUCUGAUUGGGAAAUUUCGUGGCAACCAGACACACAGCGACCACUUUCGUCUUCUAGAACAGGACGGCCACAACCUUCUUGUGGGGGCUAGGAAUGUUGUCUACAACAUCAGCCUUUCAUCGCUGGAGUUACAAAAGAAGCUGGAGUGGUUCUCCGAGAGUAAGGAUAUCGACAUGUGCAAGCUAAAAGGAAAAAGCGAGGAGGCAUGCCAGAACUACAUUAGGGUGCUGGCGAGAAAAUCCGAAACAGUCAUUUUUGUCUGCGGCACCAAUGCGUACAAGCCACGCUGCAGGGACUAUGUGAUAUCUCCGGACGGGGAGUACACAGUGAAGGAACAGGUGCCGGGAGAGGGCCUCUGCCCCUUUGAUCCCAAGAACAACAGCACAGCCAUUUUUGCCGGUCCCUUAUCAAGGAGGACAGAUGGUGACCUGUACGUGGCCACUGUUGGCCAGCUUUCAGGGGCAGACCCACUCAUCUACAGAAAGCCACUCAGGACAGAACCUUUUGACCUAAAGCACCUGAAUGCCCCCAACUUUGUGAGCUCCAUCCACUACGAAGACUAUGUGUAUUUCUUCUUCCGCGAGUCAGCCGUGGAAUAUAUCAACUGCGGCAAGACUGUUUACUCCCGUGUAGCAAGGGUAUGCACUCGGGACAAGGGUGGGCCUCAUAAAUUCCAGCAGCGCUGGACCUCCUUCCUCAAGGCCCGACUUAACUGCUCCGUUGGUGGAGACAUUCCGUUCUAUUUCAACGAAAUACAAUCGACCAGCCCAAUUGUGGAUGGCAUCUACAAUGGCAAGGAAGCCAAGCUCAUCUACAGUGUAUUCACCACGCCACAUAACAGCAUCAGUGGAUCUGCGGUAUGCGCAUUCCGUGUGGAGGACAUUCAGCGGGUAUUUGAAGGCAGUUUCAAGGGACAGGAUGACAUCAACUCAAACUGGCUCCCCAUUGUCAACUCUAAAGUUCCGGAGCCCAGGCCAGGCCAGUGUGUCAAUGACUCCAGGACACUACCAGAUGUGACACUCAACUUUAUCACGGAGCAUCCGCUCAUGGACCAGGCAGUUCCGUCACACUUUGGUCGACCCAUCUUGGUGCACACAGGCUUCCAGUACCGAUUCACUUACAUUGCUGUGGACCCCCAAGUGGAAACUGUGAGCGGCAAGAAGUACGACGUCCUCUUCAUCGGAACAGACACUGGGCGUGUGCUGAAGGCAGUGAACGUACCACGGCAGCAGCAGUCAGCGGGAGGCCACCCAGUGCUGGUGGAGGACGUCGGGGUGUUCCAGGGGGCACCUGUCACUAACCUGCUGGUGCACCGGCCACAAGGGCGCCUGGUUGUUGUCACCCACUCGGAGAUACAGGCUGUGCCACUGUUCGGCUGCCAGCGCUAUGCAGCCACUUGCGCGGAUUGUGUGGCCCUCCAAGACCCAUACUGCGCGUGGGACAGCGAUCGAAGCACUUGCGUCAACCCAAGCUUAAGGGUUAGGAAAAAGGACAGCUACGUCCAGAACAUCGAAGAAGGAUGGGACCACCGAUGUGGCCAAGGGGUGUUGCAGGGGGCAUCAGGUGUGACAGCAUCUCCUCCGGUGAGCGUGUGCCCCCCGUGUGACUGCACUUGCCCUCCUCCCCCAACCCUUCCUCCCACGUCGUCGCCGCCCCCCACCGAAGUCGACGACCCAGACAUGGCCGCCGAAGAAUUCAAUGACCUCACACGACCCCAGUUCUUUGGGAGGCCCCCAUCAUCGAACGGUCCCCUGCGGUCCCCACACCAGUACCAGGGGUCUGGAAUGGACGACGCUGCUCACCCAAAUUCGGCGUCCCGUCCCUUGGGAGACGGUCACGAAGGCGCUGUGGCCGGCUCUUCCUUGCAUGGUGACCAGAGGACAGGCGGUUCCUCCCAGUUCUACACGGCUGAGACUCUGGCUAUUGCUGUCACCACCAGCAUUGUAGCCUCCCUGGUGGUGGGCUUCAUCAGCGGCUACAUCUUCAGCCGGCGCUGCCGCAGCGACGAAGAAGCAGAAGAGACGUGCCCGCCCGACGACUAUUCGCGUUACCUGGACCGGGGCGGCGACCCCCACUCGGAAGGUUUCCUCUCAUCGACACACAACCAUGCCAAGCCCAUCAACCUUGUCCUCAACGUGCCGCCCAAGAACGGCAAGAAUGCCAACAGCUCGGCGGACAACAAGCCUCUGCAGAAAGUGAAAAAGAUUUACUUAUAGCCUCUUGCGAGGCCGGGCCUGGAGCCGUUUCAGGUCUAUUGAGCACCUCGGGCUGCAACAGAUGCACGCUCUCUUUCCCUGCACAUCUGGAUGGAAGGCCUUCAUCAACCUGCGCAGACACUUUGAUGCAAGCGCACCUGGAGGAACGAGCAGCAUCUCGAGCACGGCGUGAUCGAGCAGCCGACAGAGGAAUGCGAAUGGCCAUUAUGCAAAGCGCAAGACGGCACCGCGCACCUUCAAGAGGCGCCUUCUCUUUCUUUCUGCGAGGCCUCCGCAGCACAAGAGCUGUGGGCUUGCCGCUCCUGGGUCCGGCAUUUAGGGAAAAUUGAAAGAAAAGCAAAACAAACAAAAACAGUCAGUUCAAGAGACACCAGCAAGCGGGUACCUGCCACGCUUGCACAAAUGGAAGACUACAGGGGACUGCAUGUGCAACGUUGUUUGCUCUGCUGCGUGUGUGUGAUGGCAAACAAGUGUGUGUGUGCACUCUUGCUUGCAGAGCUGUGCCCUUGUACAGCCACCUAGCCCUUCGAUAGCUUGGUGACUGGUCUAGGCUGAAGUUUCUGCAAGCUCUGCUAAUCCGCGAGUGUUCUGUCUAAUUAGUGGUGGACACUCUUGAGUGGCCAGAGACCAUGUGUAGUCUACACCUACCCCCACCAGCCCCCAAUCCCAGCAAUCCUGCAGAGGAGGACAGCGAUCAGAUCUAGUCUUGGUUGGCACGCAUCAGCACUGGAGCCUUGCAUCAUCGUGGGACAGUGUCCGUAAAGCGCCAAUGCUGGCUUCUGCAUCUCGGUUGCAUCUUGCCCAACAGUGAAUACGCUGCAACGGUUGCUCUGCCAAAGGACUUACUCGUACCUUGCCUGGCUGCCUCCACUUUUAUUGUUUUACCUUUUUCCACCCUCUUUACCACCAGUAUACAACUUGUUACGCAUUGUAAAGCAUCAGCAUUCCAUUCGCAAGUUACUUCAAUUUUUAGGCAUGAUUAUCGUUUAUUUUACACCCUACCCCUCUCUUGCUCAAAAAAAGUGUACUUUGCGCCGUUUCUUUACACCUACGUCUACAACUGUUUGAGCAGCAUGUCAGUAAGUGAAUUUUUGUCUCCUAAAAGAAAUAUAUUAUUUAUUGAAUGCCAUUCGCAAAGGCAACAUUAAGCAUAAAUGUACAGAGCCGGUACACGUUUUCGUGACUACUCCCCCCUCGCCCCCCUCCCUUCCCCUCAGUGCUUUCAUGCACACGCACCUAUCUGUUCAUAUAUUGGUCUGGUAAUUUCCUUGCCGUCCCCUAGCUGCUGCCAGGAUACGUGGACACAGCAUGCGGCAUAAUUGGCAUACUAUGUACAGCAUGUGGCACGAAAGUGGAGUGGUCCCUGUGGUUCAAUUUAACCUAGUCUCGAAAGCAAGCAUCCAGGGUUUUAUGUGUCAGUCCAGUGUCGUCGCUUCACUCGGCAUAUUGUGUGUACUUUACAUAGUCGAAGCAUGUAUUGAGUGUAUGUACUUUUGCUGGAACUCUGGCGCUGUGCUUGAUAGGGAGUCCCACACAGUUACGCCGCUCAAGCAAGGACUGUUGUACAAAGAACACACUUUUCAGUGGCGCAUACAUCGACCCGUGAAGUGACGGAAGCGUCUCGAGCCACACAACUGCUAGCUACAAUGCGAGUUUUCUCCACCUGUGGCGCAUUGAUCCUUGCUUCUUUUUAAUGCAAGGACUUAGCUCUGAGACUCUUCAGUACUACCACCCUGAGACUGUCCUUCUAUUUAAAUACCUAGCUGCGGUCAAGCGUGUGGCUUUGCCAAAAGUCGAAGCGGUGGGCACAUUGAAAUAAAGACCGCCAUUUGAUCAUGUAAAAUACGGGGAUGUGUUCAGAAUGGAACGUGUUGUCGGCUAGCUGCGUCACACAACAGUGGCUGGUGAUGCAGCAUGUCCCACGACGCAUUUGUGAAUUUGCUUCAUCAUUUUCAGCACUCCUGUGUCAUAGACUGUGGAAUAGAACUUGUCAUUAUUUCAUUUGUGUGGUUGUUAAGUAUUGUGUAAGAACUAGAAGUCCGGCAAUGAAAUCUGAAAAUUAAAAAAAAAAAGGCGUAGAAUGUAAAUUAAUACAAAGAAGUCUAUUUAUGCAUGGCAGCUUUCAUCGGGCACCUGCACUCAAAUACUCGUUCGUGAGACGGCGUUCUGAGUUUUUUAUAUAUAUAUAUAUAGGAUAUAUUUCUCGGUGUGUUAUUUUAAUUGUAUUUUUAUUCUUGUACAUAGUUGAUAUGUCAUUAGAGCUUUUGCGUUAAGUUUCGUUGUUUUUAGAUUGCGGCUCCUGUGCAACUUAACAAAUGCUCCGCAAUCAGUGUUUAGACCCGUGUCAUGUAAAUGCUACACAGAACUCCUAGCAAGUGGUUCGAGGAAGUGGUUUGCAGAAUGUCCGGUAGACACCUUUUAAUCUUGCUCGUUCAAAGGAUAUACUAUAGUGAAAAUAUGGGCACUGCCUUGGCUCCAUUUGUCUAAGUAACAAGAAGCAGUGAAGUAUAUGUCCAUUGAUAUAAGUCAUUCUGAACAGAAAACAAUCGGACCUUAUCUCACACACAGUCUGUAACAUUUUGAGAAUGACAGAAAAAGAGAGAAAAAAUUGUGGGAAGUGUCGACCAUUAGAAUGCCCUUGUUUUCACGAUAGCAAAAGUAUGCUAUUGAGGCUUGUGAACGGAUCCUCGCCCUUUGGAACUCCUCAGUCUAUGCUAAUGACGCAUGUCAUCUUCAUUUAUCACUUGUGGCUGUCUUGCAGCUUUAGCUCGCAACUGUUUCCUUUCAUUGCAAACCAUCGCUUAUCGCAGGAAACGAAGCGAAAUGAAGGUGCCUUUAGGGGCUAAGUUGAGCAUUACGCUUGACGUUUGUGUUGCAUCCUGUCAUGUUCAUUUGUACAUUUUAGAGACAUUACACAUAUUACGAUGGGCACACAUGUGUUUCUUGUUUACCUGCGCAAAGCCAGUGAUCGAACAGGCAGCUUCAGGCGGCAGUUUAGCUUUUAUUAUCUAAAAAAGAAAAAACACUUAGGCAGAUUAUUCGGCACCUUUUGUUUGAAGUCAAGCACUGGAUGUUUGCGCUUCAUUUUCAUUAUGUAAAGGAAGCGUAUGGCAGUUUAGAUGGGUGUUAACAGCUCAUGCAAAGUGGCACGCAACACAAAGUGGUACUUACAGUGUAACAGAAAUGGAGCCUGACCAGCAGGUGUUAAAAGCUUCGCACAAGUUGCAGAUGUGACAUGACCACUCAUCAUGCAAGCGUAAGCUUCCCGUUGUUGCUGUGUGGCUAAAAUCGGUCAAUAGUUUUCAGUGCAUUCUCGAUCUCAUGCUGAACACGUGUACUUUUGCUUACGGCAAGCAAACUUGCAACCUGUGAAGAUCACUGCUCACUGCAUUAUGAUUAGUACGGAGCACCCACUUUUCCGUCUUGUUCUGCCCUUAUUGUUGAUGACUUUUUACUUGCGCUUGUACCGCUUGCACCAUUUCAUUGAAUGUGCCAGCUAGGUGUUGCUUUACGUGUACAUAGGCUGCCCCCAUCUCCCCUUCCUCCAUCUUCCACAAUGUGUAAUAUGUGACUAUCCAGAGCGCUUCUGAUUUUACUGUCCUCGAAGAAAACGAAGAAACAAGGCCAGGAGACGACAGGCAUCUGGCAACAUAGUCAGGCCAGUGUUCCCUGCUGGCUACGUACAGCUUUUUCGUCAGACAAUAACAGUUAGUAAUAACACUGUAUACAGGGAUAAUGUUGUAAUCGAAGCCCUCCUCUUCCCCUGAUCUGCUCCCACCUCGACAGUCUGUAUCAACAAAAAGAAAGAAAAAAAAGAUAGUGACAUUUGUGUGCAUACAUCGUAUUCUUUUGUACAUCGAGAGAAGUGACCCUGCCCGGAGAGUGCUAUAUUUUCUUCGUGCAGGCUAGCAUGUCCAUGUCCCUUGACAGCGCAAGUAUUGUACAGGUAUGUUGACGUUACUAUGAUAAUAAAACUUCUGACUCCAAGGUG